This is a messenger RNA of Salpingoeca rosetta, 4018 nucleotides long. RefSeq lists its product as uncharacterized. The coding region runs from base 1 to 3810 and encodes 1269 amino acids. The transcript is spliced from 30 exons. Gene Ontology annotation, molecular function: P-type transmembrane transporter activity; ATP binding; ATP hydrolysis activity. Lineage: Eukaryota; Choanoflagellata; Craspedida; Salpingoecidae. Gene Ontology annotation, cellular component: membrane. The record is from RefSeq and is a predicted model, not a curated record.
AUGGAGAGGUUGACGCUGCACACGAAGCGGGCGACCGCGGUGCUGCAGCACGCGCCGUUUGUUGUGCUGUAUGGCGUGGGUGUGUUUGAGAUGUGGCGCACAAUCGGCCAGCCGUACGAGGAGGCCCUCGCCAAGGCCGCUGCCACGCAACCCGACGACGGCUCGGACUUUCUGCCGCCGUGCAUGCCCUUGCCGGGCGAGUACAUGCCGACGUUUGCAUCUCGCCUGUUUGUGGGAGCAUCCGUCAUCCUGCACAUCCUCAUGCUGCUGAUGCAGCACUGGUCUGUUGCCUUCCACUGUUGGCUCCACUACCGCCCGGCGCCCCUCAAAGAAGCCACCCAUGCCCUGGCCACCCCACCAGUCCACCAGGGAAAGCCCGAGCUUGUCGCCAUCGAACGUACCGCCAAGGGCGUGCCAUACAUCCGCUUCCAAAAGCAAAACUACAUGCACAACCCUGUACGUCUGCAUGAGCACGGUGGGUUUGUGCGCGUGGCCUGCCCUGACGAACUUCCACUCGAGGAGUAUGCACAGCACCCCGGUCUCUCCACACCAUCAGCAAAGGCCAGGAUCAUGCAAUAUGGGGAGAACAAGUUUGAGAUUGAGAUCCCGUCCUUCCAGGACUUGUACGUGGAGGGUCUCCUGCAGCCGUUUUCCGUCUUCCAGUUCUUCUGCGUGCUGCUGUGGUGCCUGGACGAGUACUGGCAAUACUCGCUCUUCACGCUGGGGAUGAUGCUCAUGUUCGAGGGCACCGUGGUCAUGACGCGACGCAAGAAUCUCACCAGCUUGCGUGGAAUGAACAACGCCCCCCGCUCGCUCCUCGUUCGCCGCGACGGCGCCUGGUCUCGCAUCUCCGCAAACAAACUCGUCCCAGGCGAUGUCGUCAGCGUUCCAAGAGGCACGGGUGGCGAUGAAGACAUUGUGCCGUGCGAUUGUCUUCUCCUCAAGGGAACAGCCGUCGUCAACGAGGCAACCCUCACCGGCGAGAGUGUUCCGCAGAUGAAGGAGGCCGUGUUUGUUGAUGAGGAGACGGCGCCGGUCAAACUCGAUGUGCAGAACCGCCACAAGGUGCACGUGUUGUGGGGCGGGACGAAGAUGCUGCAGCACACGGGCGCUGUUGCCGAGGAAGAUCGCGUGUGGAGCAAGGACUCCAGCCAGGAUGUACUCGACCGCCUGCGCACCAUCGCCGCGGAUGACGUGCCUGCAGGCACGCCGGACGGCGGCUGCCUCUGCUACGUGCUGCGGACGGGAUUUGACUCUUCACAAGGCCGGCUUGUGCGCAUGAUUCAGUACAGCAGCGAGAAGGUGUCUGGCAACAGCAAGGAGGCGCUAGGCGCUACUUCUUGGCUUGAGGAAGGCCGUGACCAGUUUGACCUCCUCCUCCACUGCAUCCUCAUUGUCACCAGCGUCAUCCCCCCAGAGCUGUACAUGCAGAUGACGCUUGCUGUGAACACGUCGCUGAUGGCGCUGAUGAAGGCGAUGAUCUACUGCACAGAGCCCUUCCGCAUCCCCAUGGCGGGCAAGGUUGAUGCCUGCCUCUUUGACAAGACCGGCACCAUCACCACGGACGAGCUCGUUGCCGCGGGCGUCGUCGCCGUCUCGCAGUUCCCUGAAGCACGCGCCCAGCACAAGCUGUUGAGCGUGACGGGGUCGAAACCGCAGGAGCGACACCCCAUGGGCAGCAUGCCCUUGGAAGCAUCUGUCGUCAUUGCCGGCUGCCACUCGCUCGUUGAUGUGGACGGGAAGUCCACUGGCGACCCCCUCGAGAUGACGUCCAUCAAGGCGAUCAAGUGGCGGUUCGACACCAACACCAACACCGCAAUGCCAACCAAGGACGCAACGGUCACCUGGCCCGCUUCCAUCAAGCCGAGUGUGAAGAUUCUUGUUCGUCAUCACUUUGCGAGCAAGCUGCAGCGCAUGAGUGUUGUUGCGCGUGUGUCCACGAGCACUGACUGUGGCGUCCGUGGCCUCUGCGUCCUUUCCAAAGGGAGUCCGGAAAUGAUUGGCCAGCUGCUCAAGGACGGAACAAUGCCCGCAUGGUACACCCCAACGCACCGCAGUCUCGCCAAGGCCGGCAUGCGUGUGAUUGCCCUCGCCUACCGCCGUUGCGACGACGACUACGACGAGACAAGCGUGCUUGAUGCGCCCCGCACUGCGCUCGAGAAGGACCUGCUGUUUGUCGGCUUCCUCGCCUUCCGCUGCCUCGUGCGCGCAGACAGCAAGGACGUGGUGCAGAACCUGAAGCAGAGCUCGCACGCCGUCACCAUGCGGGUUUCCCAUGAGACCGGAGCCGCCCCUCUCACAGCGAUCCACGUGGCGACGGAGGUGGCCAUCACCCGAACGGACAAGAGCAAGCUCCUCCUCCUCGGUGAGAAGCAGCAUCAACCAACAGCAGACGGGUCAUCGCUGGUGUGGCGCUCCGCUGACACAGACGCCGUCGUGUCGUCCUUUGAUGCAAAGACCAUCACCGAUCUCGCAGCAUCAUACGACCUCUGCGUCACAGGGCCGGUGCGUUUGUGUGCUGCCGAGACCAGCGAGCUCGUGUGGAAGCAGGCAAGCAGCGUCCGCGUGUACGCACGCAUGACCCCGGACCAGAAGGAAAAGCUGAUGAUGGCACUGAAGGACACGAAGCACCACACACUCAUGUGCGGCGACGGUGCGAACGACGUCGGGGCGCUGAAGCAGGCGCACGUGGGCGUUGCUCUCCUCUCUGGCUUUGGAAAUGCGAAUGUCAAGCGUGACGAGCUCACGCAGGGCGACAAGAAGAGCAAUGCUGAUGCUGCAGGUGCACGCUUGCACGUGCUUGUAACUUGCGUGCAUAUGUUCCGGCGCGUGCGCGCGCGCGUGUGUGUGUGUGUCUGUGUGUGUAUCUGUGCGUGCGUUUGUGUGCAUGUACGUGAAUGCGAUGCGUCGAUUGCUGCGCCCUUCACAUCCAAACGGCCCUCCAUCGAGUCAACCCUUGAUAUCAUCCGCCAGGGUCGCUGCACGCUGGUGACGACGCUGCAGAUGUACCAGAUCCUAGCCCUCAACUGCCUCAUCUCAUCAUACUCUCUCUCGGCCCUGUACUUGGACGGCGUGAAAUCGGGCGACCGGCAGAUGACGGCGCGUGGGCUGCUGCUCACAGUCUCGUUCCUCUCCAUCAGUCGCGCAUCGCCACUCAAGAAGCUGUCCUCAGUUCGCCCGAUUGAGAGCAUCUUCCAUCCGGCUCUGUUCCUGAGCCUCCUGGGCCAGUUUGCCAUCCAUCUUGGUUGCAUGAUGUAUGUUGUGAGCAUGGCAAAGCCCCACCUGCCGGACAACUGGGAGCCGAGCAUCACAGGGAAGUUUGAGCCAAACCUGAUCAAUAGCGUCGUCUUUCUCGCAGAAUGCGUGCAGCAGGUGUCUGUGUUUGUGGUGAACUACAAAGGCCAGCCCUUCAUGACCUCCAUCACCAAGAACAGCUUCUUGCUCUAUUCGCUCGCGUUUUGCGGUGCCGGCGCCUUCCUCUGCGCUUCGAACUUCUUCCCAGAGUUCAACAAGCUGCUGCAGCUGGUCGAGUACCCAUCUGAGGGCUUUAGGAAAACGCUGUCGUUUGUGCUGAUUGGAAAUGUUGUCGGCACCAUCGUGUGGGAUCGGCUGAUGCACCUCAUCUUUGCCCCAACGAUCCUCUUUGCUGGUUUCAAGUCAAUCACAAAAGAGGAUGUGCGCAAGACGAUCAAGAUGCUGCUGGUUGUUGGCGGGAUCAUGUACAUGAUUGCGUCAGCGGACCCGGAGGUGUGGGAAGAGUAUGAGCGCCAGAUGGAGGAGUACGAACAAGGCGCUGCCGCUGCCGAAUAAUCAACACCAAUCAUGGGCCGUGCCAACCCAACCCCCCCCCUCCUACGCUAGUGCUUUGUAUUGUUUGUUUGCUUGUUUGCAUGUUUGUUUGUGUUGGCUGUUUGCUUGUUCGCGUCUGUCCUUGUUGGUGCCUGUCUGUGUUUGUGCCUUGGUGUUGUUGUUCAUUUGGUCCAGUUGUGACUCUUGGUUGAGCAUCAUAAACGUGCAC